AUGACCUGCAUACAACUCAAAGCAUCAUUUCUAAAAUACAGCAACAAAUGUGCUGAAACCUUCCGAUUGAAACCAAAAGCACCUAAACCUAUAUCCAUAAGUGCACCCUUCAAUUUUCAAGAAGGCCCAUCAGUAAAUCUCCCCGGAUAUUCCGAAGAUGAAAUUUCACUCAUGAAAGAAAAAGCCAUUGCAUCGACAGCUGUCGUCUCUGAUAAUCAUUAUGCGAAUCUAAAUCGAUGUUACGAUUCAGAUAUAUCCGAAUCACAUUCUAAGACGGGUUCUCAUGGUUGUGGAAUUGGAAUUGGAAGGAGUGUGGUUUAUCAUGCUAGGAGGGCUAGUAGAGGGUGUAUUUAUGGUCAUUGA
Molecule: messenger RNA, 363 nt
Organism: Sclerotinia borealis F-4128
Lineage: Eukaryota; Fungi; Ascomycota; Leotiomycetes; Helotiales; Sclerotiniaceae
Source: the annotation of a GenBank genome assembly